Candidula unifasciata is the source of this 1743-nucleotide messenger RNA. The record is from the annotation of a GenBank genome assembly. Lineage: Eukaryota; Metazoa; Mollusca; Gastropoda; Stylommatophora; Geomitridae.
AUGCUGGAGAUCUACACGCUUACCACCGCCACCAUCUCCACCAUUGUCGUUGUUAUCAUGGCAACUCUGUUUUUCUGCUGCUGGCGCAAAAAGGGCUCCAGGGAUAUUGCAGCUGGCAAGAACGGCAAAAGUGGCUCCACAAAGGAAGGAGCCAAGGCGGACAGGUCUGGGUCCCUAACACCUUCUGUUGCAGGGAGAUCAGAGAAUGGAGUGAUGGCGGAAAAUCAAAGUCCUACAAACGGCGAGACGAAGCUUCCACUGCUCAGCGUAACUGCUUAUUCAGAUUCAAAUGAGGACCUUGGAGAUUUUUCUGCCGUUCAGAGAGAAACAGAAAUCUUGAGAUCGUAUCGCAAACCUCCACCUCCGAAACACAGAGCAAGGCAAACCAGGGUACCCAGACUGGUGAAGAAUGGCAAUGACUCUUCAGACAUCUUCACUGAACUCAAUGAAGAAGAUUUCAAAAAUGAAGAUAUUUCUGACAAAGAGAACAUUGUAUCUUAUGACAAUGCAGACACUUCAGUGUUGCGCUUACAUUCAGAAGACAAGACAAAAUCCCCACGAGAUACCCGUUCUUCCAUGCUUGAUGAUAUUGAGCAGGCUUUAGCUGCCCUGCACAUGUCUGACCAGUCAGAAGGUGUAGAGACAUCAGAUAGUCCACAGACAGAAGAUAAAACUAGCACAACAGAAUAUGACGCAAAAGAUCACAGGGCAAACUCUGUUAGUGACUUGACUUUUGAGCCUUAUGCUGGUGAUUUCAGUGUGUCUGAAAACAUAAUAAGCAGUAACUCACAGGCCAUUAUCUUUUCUGAGAUCCAAACAGAAUCUGUGUCAGUAAACGUAGCCUCAUCACCGAAACAAAACCAUACUGUUAAGCCAAAAACAGGACCUAAAGUGAGCCCGAAACCAAGCCCCAAAUUUACCACACGAGAGAGUUCCUAUAAAGACAGUACAUCAGUUGACGCCCCAGUGGAUAUUCACAAAGAUACUCAUGACAGCAAUUAUGUCACUGCCAACACAGUAGCUGAUAAUGAGGGUAAACUGGAUCCUGCUGUUAUUGAUGAUCAGUGUGUAACAUCCAAAGAGGAGCUUCUUGUUUCAGAAAUUGGAAUUCCCAAAGAAACAAGUUCCUGUCUGCAGACACUUCAGAAGACCGCAGAUGAGACUUCCACGGUCACUGAAGCAGAGAAGCUUUUAGACAGUACAGGGUCAGACACACCAUCUGUUGUUGCUGACAUAAUUACAAGGUCCAAAGAGGAUAUUGUUUCAGAAUGUGUCGUAAAUGAAUCUGACCGGGACAAGCAAGAAACAGUAACAAUGUCAGUUAUGACGAAAUCCUCAGAAAACCCGGUAACUGACAAAAUCUGUGAUGAGGAUACUAUUAUUGAUACUGACAAAAGUAAGGCAACUGAGAGUGCAGUAGAAGCAGAGGCAGAUUCUGCUUCUCUGAAACAGCCUGAAAGUGUGACUCCUGUCUCAGCUAGCAAAAGGUUAAAACCUUCAGGUGAUGCAAAUGACCUUGAUGAGACUGUGCCAUCAUCAACUGCUCAAGAAGUCAGAGCAGUACUAGCUGAGGAAGCUACAGAACAACAGACACGGCAGUCUGUUACAGAAACCUCGUCAGUAGAACAGGAAGGGAGUGAUGGAAACCCAAGGGAAGAAGACAAACAACAGAAAGAUUUGGCUGAAGACCAAACUGGCAAAGGAAAAAUCAGCAAGAUACCAGUAAGAUCAGAAAAAAUCUAA